Messenger RNA from Canariomyces notabilis, 1778 nucleotides. RefSeq lists its product as uncharacterized. Gene Ontology annotation, biological process: proteasome assembly. The transcript has a single exon. Gene Ontology annotation, molecular function: proteasome binding. Bases 183 to 1550 code for a protein of 455 amino acids. NCBI's taxonomy places the organism in Eukaryota, Fungi, Ascomycota, Sordariomycetes, Sordariales, Chaetomiaceae. The record is from RefSeq and is a predicted model, not a curated record.
UCAGCCUUCUUGGCACCUGCCACUGCAGGCUUGCGUGGCACACUGCAAGAUCCGGUGGCGACAAUCAUAUCGAUAAGUCAACCACUAUGAGAUCCCGAUGCACCCGAGUCCUCCCUUCCCUUCCUUCCUCUUUACAUCCACGAGGCCUUUCGGGCAGUAAGACUACCGAAUUGCUCAACACCAUGCCUCCCACAGGGGGGACUUGGGCGACUGCCGCCCUUCGUUUCAUGGGCCAGCACCUGGUCAAGAGCACCAACUUGAAGGUCGCCGCCAAGAUGCUGCGCUCCAAACUCGCAGCCGCCACCCGCGCUCCGCAUGCCGCCAAACUCCAACCCGUCCCUGUCCGCGCCGCCCACAACGGUCGCCAGCCCAUCCAUCCCGCAGCCUGGCUUCGCCAGCAAAAGCGCGCCGGCGGGGUCAAAUGGUACUCCUCCUCAGCCAACCUCAACGCCGCCAUCCGGCGCUUCCUCAGCAGCGGAACCAACAACUCCUCCUCCGCGCAACCCCGCUUCGACCGCUCCAAGUUCCCCAUCUCCAACACCUCGCGCCUCGUCUCCCAACUCACAGGACGUGCGCCCUUCGCCUCAACGCUCCGGCCCAACCUGACAGGCGGCGCCCUCCCCCGCACGGCAGGGGGGUACGCACUCCUCCCGGGGUCCGGACGGGUCGGCGGAGCCCGCUAUUUCAGCCACACCCCCGCGUCCCCCGCGCAGGUGGUGCAGAACGUCAGCCAGGCGAUGCGCGCAUUUUGGCUGUCGGGCCAGCGCAUGCGGUAUGACGGCAUCGGCCCGGACGGCGAGAGGCGCUACCGCGCCGUGAGCGCGCUCCAGGAGGAGGCCCGUCUCCGUAUGGAAGCCGCGGCAGCAUUCCCGCGCAGAGUUUCCUCCCCGGGUGCCUUUGUCGAUUUCCGCGUCAGCCCUACCCUCACCGCGCUUAGUCCGCUGGGUGGCAAGGGUGCUGUGAAGGUGGCCGACCAGGAGGCUGCUACGCUCCAUGCAGAGGGUUUCCUCGACGUGCUGUCUGUCGAUUUUGCGCGCGCGCUCAAGGAUCUCGCGGCUGUCAUGACGGAUCUGAAGUGUCUGGCUGGGCUGGGUGACAUGCCGGUUCGGCUGGAGAAGGACGGGGUGUUGCGGGUGCGCUUCCCGGGUCUGGAUGCGGAGACAGUCGAGCGGCUCUGCGACGAUGUGGGGGUCAAGCGGGGCGUCGUCGGGCAGGAUCCCGAUUUUGAUGCCAGCGCAGGGGUGGCUGUCGCGCUGCGCUUCCCGUUUGCGCCGGACGCGAGCCGAGAACACACGAUUACCUCGCCUGGUGGCUCGCUCAGGUCGCGCGAUUCCGGGUCGUCGACGUCAGAUGUUGACGAGGCAUUUUUCGCGGACGAGGUUGCGGAGAACCCUUGGCUGUUGUCUGAGGACGAGCACGAGGAGGGAUAUGAGAGCAUGUCGCCGCCGGUUUUGACCAGCUCGGGGGAGCAUUGUUCUGAGGAUUUUGAGGGACUUGAGGGCAUUUACCGGUUUCUGGAGGAGUGCGAUCGCGCCAGAAGGCGCUCCUAGCAUCAUUCGUUGUCUAUGUGGUGGACCGGCGUUGCGUGAUGGGAUACAAUCUGGUAUGGCUUUGAACGGACCUCUCGUUUGUCAUUUUCAGCCAGCUUUGGCUUUCGCCAAAUGUGUUAUUUUCAGAUAUUUCCGGGCAAUAGGGGUAAAGAUACCCUGGGCCAACAGUUUGCCCGACCCGUAGCCGAAAGGAACAAUAAAGGACGACAUAUCAUUCCCUUAUGACUU